ACAGUUAUAAACUUAUCUUAAGAGGGAAGUCAAUUGUCUUAAAAAAGAAAUAAUGCCAUAGACGCAAUAUUUCUAUUGAGAAUUGCGUUGUCUCUACAGAUCAUCAGACUCUCCUUUAACUCACAGUCAGCAACUUUCACAAAUAAUAAGGGAAAAAUUUGCAAAAUUCAUUUGCAAAAUGCAUUUCCAGAACCUAAAUGUUUGCGAAUGAGCCAUAUUAACAGAUUUUGCAAAUAUAAACUUUUGUGAAUCGUUGCUCUGGAAAAUUUUGCGAGCAUUAUAAUUGAAUGUUUGUGCACUUAAAGUAGGUCUUUAGUUGUUACUGUUAAAACAUGUAAUAAUAUAACUGAACUGGUUGGUGGUCUGUGGAAAAAAUCCAAGGAUUCGCCUGUCUUCUACUUGUGGUGCUAUUUUGUGUGACAGACAGACAUAAUACGGGUAUUAAAUGAAUUAACUUUUUCUGAAGUUUCUAAAAUUCAUCAGACAUAAUAGAAGAGUUUUAUGAACAAACAUAAUUUUACUUUCAGUGAUGGUGAAGAAAAUGCAAUAUGCAAGAAGUAAAAAUAAUGCAAAAAUUCUGGGCAUUAGCCUUCUUGAAGGGACAUCGAUUUAUAUCUGUAGAGAGGAACAUGACUGAAUCAUUAAAAACAUCUCCAGGAAAAGUUCUUGGUUCUGCUUUAGAAGAUGAAGUUAGAGAGAUUGGGCACACUGCUGUUUGGUCUCUAUCUUCUUGUAAGGCAGGUUUUGGUGUUGAACAGCUAUUGGACGAUAAUCUAGUAAAUUAUUGGCAGUCUGAUGGUCCACAGCCACACUUAAUAAACGUACAAUUUCGAAAAAGGACCACUGUUCGUUUCGUUAGCAUAUACACUGAUUAUAAAUCUGAUGAAAGUUAUACACCUAGUAAAAUCUCUGUGAGAAUUGGAAAUGAUCCACAUGAUUUGCGGCAAAUAGAGUUAUUGGAAUUAGGUGAACCUAGUGGAUGGAUCAACAUUGAGCUUGGUGAUGUCAAUAAUCCAGUAAAGACAUUUAUGAUACAAAUAGCUGUUUUGCAAAAUCAUCAAAAUGGCAGGGACACACAUUUGAGAUUAAUAAAAAUUUAUGCACCGAAACAUAGUAACUUCUCUGAAAAAAUACCCACCACAAAUCAGCUUCAUUCAGAUUUGUUUGCACAAUUUGCAACAAUACGAUGAACUUUUAUUUAGUCUUAGAUAAAUGUCGGCCGACACCUUUGUUGUUACCUUUAGGUUACUACCUAUUAGGCUUUGUGAAUCAGCUGUUGUUAUUAAAGCAGGAUAAGAUGUUUGUUUGAUGUUUGAGAUGGUGGAAGCAAACUUUUCUAGAGCUGAAGUCCUAACAUUUACCUAAGUUUUUCUUUUCAAUCCAUAUUUAACCUUCUUUUUUCAGGGAGUAUUUUAAUUAAAAAAAUAUACGAAUUUAGUCGUGGUAAUUGAAAUAUUUUAUUUGCCUGCUUCUGUUGUCAACACACUAUAGCAUUUGCAUUGUUGAAUUAGAAUUAUAUACGUACUUUAAGGGAGAAAAUGCUUAAUACUGUAUGAUAAAUUUUUAUGUAGUAUAAUCCUGAAUAAUUUAGUAGGUAAAUUAUUAUGUGCAAAUAAAUAUUUUCCAUUUUAAUGUGAAAGUUAAACUUUAAAGAAUAUGUAUUAUAACAAUGUUUUGUUAUUACAUUGUGUUGCAGUA
Hydractinia symbiolongicarpus is the source of this 1698-nucleotide messenger RNA. Its product is annotated as anaphase-promoting complex subunit 10-like. Gene Ontology annotation, cellular component: anaphase-promoting complex. Bases 549 to 1190 code for a protein of 213 amino acids. Lineage: Eukaryota; Metazoa; Cnidaria; Hydrozoa; Anthoathecata; Hydractiniidae. Gene Ontology annotation, biological process: protein K11-linked ubiquitination; anaphase-promoting complex-dependent catabolic process. The record is from RefSeq and is a predicted model, not a curated record. The transcript is spliced from 2 exons.